ACUAGUCUUCGAUCCCUACAAACUCUAUCGCAACCACCCGAUGUACCACUGGCACCAUCGUUGGCACCAUCACCGCGGCGGCUCGCGCCUGCUUUGGUUCCUCUUCGGCGCCGGCGGCGCCGUGCUCUGGAUGAAGCACAAAGAGUGCCACAGCUACGAGCCCAAGCACUGUAUGCGCCACCGCCUCCCGCCCGAGGCGUACCCACCCCCGACACAGACUCAGACGCAGACCGCCCAGCCGGCUGCUGCUGCAGAGAGCGCGCCCGAGCAGUUCCCGCCGCCGCAGAGGAAGUGGGAGUGGGGCUGGCCGCCGAGGGAGGCGCAGGCGCAGGUGCAUCAGCAGAAGCAGGAGGACCACCGCGUGCUGCCCCCGUUUGCGAAUCCAAGCGAGGGCUGGGAAGACGAGACACAGCGUUUGCAGAAGAUGACGCAGCAGGCGACAGAGACGCUCGCCGAUAUCUCUGAAGCAGGCUUGGACUCGUUGCUUUCCACGGUCGAAUCGCUUAAGGCGAAAAUUGUCGAACGUCGGGAACAGCGUCAGCGGGACCAAGCUGAGCAGCAGGUCGCGCGCGAGGAACGCUUCCGCCAGUUCGAGGAGUGGCGUAAGCAACAGGAACAAUACGAGCAAGAAAAGAAGAAGCCUCGGCUUGUGUAAAUUGAGGGAUUACUACUGGGAGUUAUAUCACCUUGCGGACGUUUAUUUAUUGAAGCUUUGUUCUGUUUAUGUUUCUGACCAUGACUUUUGCGUGCACUCUUAGUCUCAAAGCUAUAUCUCAAUGUUGAAAUGGUACCACCUAAUCUACUCUUGGCUCUAAAUCU
Messenger RNA from Phanerochaete carnosa HHB-10118-sp, 819 nucleotides. RefSeq lists its product as uncharacterized. The transcript is spliced from 3 exons. The record is from RefSeq and is a predicted model, not a curated record. The coding region runs from base 41 to 655 and encodes 204 amino acids. Lineage: Eukaryota; Fungi; Basidiomycota; Agaricomycetes; Polyporales; Phanerochaetaceae.